GAAAAAACUCUUCUCCGCACCAUAGCUGAUAUUGGGGAUCGACAGUGAAUCAACAUUCGAAGGAUCGUCUGUAGACAACAGCUCACGAAUAACCAGAGAUGUCAGAGCGACUUUCCACAUCGAGUUCAAAGGAAGUCGGAAUCAUCGUGAUGGGGCUUACGGGUGCUGGGAAAAGCGCGUACAUCUCUCGACUUACGGAACAAAAUGUCGAAAUUGGGCACAUUUUGCGAUCAUGCACGACUAGGGUCAAUGGCUAUCCAUAUUGCCAGCCCAAUGGUCAGAGGAUCUGGCUUAUUGAUACACCAGGUUUCGACGAUACAAACAAGGCUAACGCGACUAUUCUUCGCGAGAUCGUUUCAUUCCUUUGUGCGUUCUGUCACGAAGGAAAUCUAAUAAUUGGUGGACUGCUUUACAUUCACAGAAUCACAGACAUACGGAUGGCUGGAUCUUCUCUGACCAGUCUGCGAAUUCUUGAGGCAUUGUGCGGAGAGGCCUGUUUUGGAGAUAUCACUGUUAUUACAACAAUGUGGGAUACGCUUCAGACUCAAGCUGCGAGGGACUUGGCCCAAGGUCGUGAGUUGGCCCUUCAAAAGAAAGUGAAUUUCUUUGGUCGCCUCAAAAGUAAGGGCGCCGAAUUUAAGAGAUCCUCAAAAGACGGGAGAUGCGGCACUGCUAUCAUCGAGGCGAUAGCAGGUCGGAAGAAACCAGUCACAUUUGCAGUACAGACGGAGAUGAUGUCAAAUGCAAACAUCAAACUCGCCAAUACAACAGUCGGUACGUACCUUAAUGGUAACCUCAAGCUGACUCGUCAAAAUUUGGAAAAAAGAUUGAAUCAAGUUGAGGCCUAUAGCAGAGGAGACCCGGAAGGCAAUGAGGACCUGAUUGCAGAUAUCAGAGAACAGCUGCAUCUUCUGAAUGAGACUGCAGGUGAUCAAGAGUGUUUGAAUGUCACAUACGAGGAGCUGAGAAGAGAACGCAGGAUUGAGCUUGGGGCAAAUAUGGCGCAAGAUGUUGAGCGCGAAAAUGAUACUGUAAAGACCACUACAGAAAUCAAGCUGGAACACGAGAUCAAACGAUUGAGGCAGGACAAUAGAGGGUUACAACAAGGUCAAAAACAGUUGAACAAAGCGAGGGAAAGGGAGCUUGCGCAGCAACACACACAGAUACAGAGCCUUGAAGAUGCACUCGCAUAUGAAAAAGCUCAGAAAGACAACAAGUCCAAAUUCCCUGGGUUUUUUGAUUUCAUCCUCGGCCGUACUGCUAAGGUCUCUACAACAAGGAAUGAGAUUACCUCAUCUAUCCACGAAGGAACUAGGGAGUCCAGGCAGCACGAAUCUCGACGAAGUCGUUCAAGAAAACCUAGGCAACAAGAUCAAAGAUCCUCUGAUGCAGCGGUCAGGACUUUAGUACCGCACAGUGUGUUCAAUCACGCAAGACCAGCAGACCCUGGGAUAUCACAGACUUCAAUGAGCGAUGGUCCACCGGAAUACGAACACUCCAUAGCCACAACAGCCAGGUCGACCUCUCCCGAAAAUCUCAAUCGUAACGGAGGUUAUCCUGCAAAUGUCAUCAUUGACCCGAGUGGCAUCAAACGGAAUUACUCAAUGCCUUUAUCGUUUGCCAUUCCUCGCACGAUACCAAUCUAUGAGAAUGAAUAGAACAAUUCGCUGUUUGAAGUGUAUUCGCACCGCUAAUAAUGACCUGCGAUUCGAUUUUUGUGCCCUAGGCAGUUCGCAUCGACGUAGAGACACGUCAAAGAAUGAAGUAAGACACAUACAUACACCAACUAAUGUUCUCGUACCAACCAAAUUGAAUAUUUUACAUUUAGAAGCGGUUCAUCUGAGUGGCUCUGUAAAUGAUUCACUGGAUUUUAGAUGAAAAUUUGAGGCGGCUGAGCAGGGCAGUACCCUCGUACUUCCGGUGAGUGCUCUGCCUCAUCGAUGCCGCGUGGACAAGUAAAAGGUUGGAUAUGCGCACAAACUAUUGCUCUAUGCAGUGUGCGCUGGACCAAUCGCCAGAUCAAGGCGCAUGCAGGCUUAUGCACAUCGUAAUGGGGGCUGAGUGAUAGUGGAGAGACCUUACAUAGCUUUCUUCAUGCAUUCAAAAGAAUAUAUAAUAUGCGUCA
This is a messenger RNA of Didymella exigua CBS 183.55, 2125 nucleotides long. RefSeq lists its product as uncharacterized. Gene Ontology annotation, molecular function: GTP binding. The record is from RefSeq and is a predicted model, not a curated record. The transcript is spliced from 3 exons. The annotation marks the transcript as partial. Lineage: Eukaryota; Fungi; Ascomycota; Dothideomycetes; Pleosporales; Didymellaceae.